UCGACCGCGUUCAGUUGACGCCGAGAUAACCUAAUCGUUCACUUGAAUUGAAUAAUUUGUUCGGAAUUAAGGGAAUAUCGUCACAUUCCCGGUAAAACUUACCUUGACACUGGCGGAAGGCGGUUUGCUACAAAUAUGUACCUAAAAUGUCUAAUAAUUUUGUUAUCAUACGUGGCUCAUGGAUCAACGCUGGUAAGCAAAUGCGACCAGACCCCUCCUCUUUCGGACGGGACGCCACCCAGCAUAGACAAGGGUCUCUUCCACCUUGUCAUAGAACACGCGGCCAUGAGGGACGACAAGAUAUUCUACACGCCUGACCAGACUUAUGUUUUAACCAUAAACGCAGCUAACUCUAGCCGGCCGUUCCGAUGGUUUAUGAUCACUGCCGAGGACCCAGCUGUGGACAAUAGCGUGUUUGAAGUAUCACGCAAGGUGGUGGAUGUUGGUAGCUUGAAGACGUUGGAUGAUGACUCCAAAUCUCGGUACAGUGAGAGAUGCGCAAGUACUGUUGAGAAUAUUGACAGUUCGGAUAAAACUUGGGUUGAGAUUCAUUGGGUAUCUCCAAAACAAAGCAGUCCACAACAACAGAUUCGUAUCCGCGCGAUGGUAGCCGAGAACAGGGAAGUAUGGUACACUGGCGACAACCUUACUAUACUGCUUAACAUGGAGGAUUCGAAGAGGAAAGACAGUCCUCCAUUGCCUGUUAGGGAAGUUUGCACGCUCUGCAGUGAAGCGCGGUAUGAGAUAAUAUUCAAAGGCCAGUGGUCGAGGGUGGCCCAUCCUCGCUACUACCCCAACAAGCCCGAUGAGAAUGGCUACAGUCAUCUGAUCGGAGCCUCGCAUGGCAACAACUUUACCAUGUGGCAACAAGGCGCUAAGGCCACUAAGGGGUUACAGCUUUUAGCUGAGGAAGCAGACGUGUCUGUUAUGGAAAGAGAGAUCAUAGAUGCAAUGGUCUAUCCAGAAGGCACCAGAACAUUAAUCCGAGGGAAGCGUCGCCACCACCCCUACAUGUCUCUUCCGUCCCAAGCACUCUUCAGGACCGACAGGAUCCACCACAUGUUCUCGGUAGCUGUGGCGAUGCGACCCUCGCCCGACUGGUUCCUAGGCAUUUACAAGUUCGAGCUCUGUAACGAGACGGAAUGGUUGGAUGAGUUUGAAAUACCUUUGUAUCCAUGGGAUGCUGGGACUAUGGAUGGCGUGUCUUAUGAAUCUCCAAGAUCCAUGUCACAGCCCGGAGAUAAUAUAGAGAGAGUGGAAGUAGGCUCAUUCAAUCGCAAAUCUCCAUUCUACCAGCUGAACUUGAACGAUCUGCAACCGUUUGCCAAAUUACAAGUGCGACGGCUUGACGUCUAUCCGUUAAUAGACGUAGACUGCAGUAAAAAUGGAGAAGAAGAAUCGGAAUCAAUGGAUAUUCAAGAAGACGCACCACAAGAGCCGAUAGUGGGUGAAACAAAACAAAAACUAGACGCCAUGGAGCGUUGCGAUGUCGGUGUUUGGGGUGAAUGGUCGCCAUGCUUCCCGAGAGAGGGCGUCUGCGGGCCCGGGUCGCGGACUAGAAUAAGAUCUAAGAGGAAUCUAUUCGAGACUGAGAGCGAAAAUAAACAAGAAGAAGAAUCAACCGGCAGUUGCCCAAAAGUUACCACUGAGCCUUUAAUACAAAAUGAAAAUUGUUUUAUAAAUUGUUUUUAGUCCUUAAAUAGUUUGCUUGGCGAUUAAAAUAACUAGAAAA
Manduca sexta (tobacco hornworm) is the source of this 1732-nucleotide messenger RNA. RefSeq names its product spondin-2. The coding region runs from base 136 to 1692 and encodes 518 amino acids. Lineage: Eukaryota; Metazoa; Arthropoda; Insecta; Lepidoptera; Sphingidae. Gene Ontology annotation, cellular component: extracellular matrix. The transcript is spliced from 10 exons. Gene Ontology annotation, biological process: cell adhesion. The record is from RefSeq and is a predicted model, not a curated record.